AUGUUUCUAUCCUUUUUUUGUCUCUUCAUUUUGUUCUAUUUUUCUUUCAAUGAUUUUUCUCUUUCAUUCUUUCUCUGUUUGUCCCUUUCUUUUAUUUUUGUUUUUGUUUCAAAAUUUGUUUCGUUCCUUUCACCGUUUCUUUCCUUUCGUCUGCUAAUUGGAGCUUUUUUCGUAUCGUCUGCAUUUGAUUUCUUUCAUUUUAAUAGUUUCGCGUUUCUUUCUUUAUUUCCUUAUUUAUUUAUUUCUGGCCAACCAUGCAUACAUAACGCUUCUUUCAUUCUUUUUUGUUUGAAUGUUUUAAUCCUUCUUUUUUCCUUCAUUUUCUUCUUUCCUUCUGUCUGUGAUAUUUCGUUUUUCCUGCGUAUUUCAUUCCCUCUUUGUCUUUUUCUUUUGUCAUUUUUCCUUCACAUCUUUUAUUUUUUUUUACAUUUUAUUCUAAUGAUUUUCUUCUCCAUUUUUCUUUCACACAAAUUUUUCUCAAGUUUUCUUUCGAUUUCAUUUUUCAUAAUAUACUAUAAUUUCGCUCGCUCUGUUUUUCUGUCUUUCUUUCUUCGUAUUUUUAUCAUUUCUCUUUAUUUUCUUUCUUUCACUUUUAUUUAUUCUUCUUCGUAA
Molecule: messenger RNA, 612 nt
Organism: Acanthosepion pharaonis
Lineage: Eukaryota; Metazoa; Mollusca; Cephalopoda; Sepiida; Sepiidae
Source: the annotation of a GenBank genome assembly